Molecule: messenger RNA, 549 nt
Organism: Prunus armeniaca (apricot)
Lineage: Eukaryota; Viridiplantae; Streptophyta; Magnoliopsida; Rosales; Rosaceae
Source: the annotation of a GenBank genome assembly
AUGGUGUUAACCAUAGCACCGGAGGAUUGGAGGCACGACAUUGUGCAAUAUUUGAAAAAUCCAAAUGGGUCAUAUAGCCAACAAAUUCGGCGGAGGGCCCAAUAUUAUGUGGUAAGGGAUGAAGUAUUGUUCCGCAUAGGUUCCGAUGACUUGCUCAUGAAAUGUUUGGGCAAAAAAGAACAACUCGUAGCAAUGACCGAGGUCCACGAGGGGAUAUGCGGUGCUCAUCAAGCUGGCAUCAAGAUGAGGUGGCUUUUAAGAAGGCACGGUUAUUAUUGGCCGACUAUCCUCAAAGAUUGCAUUGAGUAUGCCAAGGGUUGCAAAGAUUGUCAAAGGCAUGGGCCGAUCCAACAUGUCCCGGCCGGACCAAUGAAUCCCAUUGUCAAGGCUUGGCCUUUCAAAGGUUGGGCAAUGGAUGUGAUUGGCCAAAUAUACCCAAAGUCAUCUAAAGGCCAUAAGUAUAUUAGUGGCCACCGAUUUUUUCACAAAGUGGGUGGAGGCCGUCCCACUCAAACAAGUUACUCAAGUCGAGGUGAUAGAAUUCAUUGA